Neoarius graeffei (lesser salmon catfish) is the source of this 4628-nucleotide messenger RNA. It is a transcript of the gene tmem245, whose product is annotated as transmembrane protein 245. NCBI's taxonomy places the organism in Eukaryota, Metazoa, Chordata, Actinopteri, Siluriformes, Ariidae. Bases 57 to 2660 code for a protein of 867 amino acids. The transcript is spliced from 18 exons. The record is from RefSeq and is a predicted model, not a curated record.
CACAUUUCCCCAACAUCCGCAAUUCCUCGUGUGCCUCGGAGAGCAGCGCAGUGAACAUGGCAGAAGCGGAGGGUCCGGGUCUGGACGAGGGUCCGGACGGGGAUCCGGUGACUCCCGCGACUCGCGCUCCCCGGGUGUCGUUUGGGGAGUCGGUGCAGCCCACAGUCGGUGUAGUCGGUCACCUUCUGGGUCAGCAGCCUUCUCUGAAGUUUGACAAGAACAUCAAGCAGGCCUUCUACAACACGGGCGCCAUGAUCUUCGUAGCGAUCUGCUGCGGCGCCGCGGUUCUGGUGUACUUCAUCCUCGAGGCGUUCCUCCGGCCGCUGCUCUGGGCCGUGCUCUGCGGAACCUUCCUGCACCCCUUCAAGCAUUCUCUGGCGCGCGUGGGGCGCUCGUGGCUCAGCGGGCUCCGGGCCAGCGGCACGCCCAUCGUGCUGGGGACCCUGCUCGUGCCGGUCCACUGUGUGAACCACGGUGUCGAGACUCUGGGCGCUUUACUGCUCGAGCGCCUCAAGGUGCUGCUGCUGAUCGGUGCCGGUGCGCCGCUGCUCUACUUCCUCUACCUGUCCUGGAGCGUCAUCGGCAUGCAGGCUGUGCUCGAACACCUGUGUGACGUCAUAUGCCACGUGCUCGACUGUUUCAGCGCCUUGUGGGUUGGAACAUUAGUGAUGGGUUACGUGCUGGCUGUGGUGUUUAAGUGGACACCGGUUAUGGAGGGUUACCUGCGUGCCAUGUCUGUGCCCAUUUGGACGGUUCUUAUAUUCUACCUGGUGUCUCUGACAGGAGCCUGGCGAGUGCCCAUGUUUGUGGUGGUCGUCAUUCUGCUAAUAGUGGGCUCUCAGGAAAAAGCACCGGUACCGGGAAAAGGGGAACUGCCAGGACAGGUCCUUUCUUUUGCUGCGAACACUAUCUACAUGGCCAUUACCUGCGGUAACCACCGGCCUGUGGCUGAGAAUGAUGAAGAGAGUGAUGCUAAAACACCAUCUAAAGAUGACUCCAAAACGAGUGAAGUUUUCACCACACCGCUGCGUCCCCGCCCAGAUUUCCAGAGUCUUGUGUGCAAGGAGAAAGCCAGCGAUAUCUAUUUUGUGUUGCUGGUGUGGGCCAUCGUGCUAGUGCAGAUCUGGCUCAACCUCUGGAUCCUGCAGCUGUUGCCCAUCCCCUUUGCUGUGUGGGUAAUUAAGAGGUUGGUGGUGCAUUUCGGGGUGAAGAAUUUCUCUGAGCAGACCUUAGCAGCGUGGUGGGUGGUGCUGGAGAGGUUUAUCAGAGACAGACAGGAUGCUCUGCUGCCUGGACCAAUCAAAGGACUCUCACAGUUUCUACUGCGGGUCGAUACCAAGCUCUGGCAUUGGCUUAACAAGCAGAUGAUCGUAUGGUUGGAGAAAUCUCUGGAUAAACUCAUCAGCAUAUUCAUCAUCUUUCUUCUGGUCACAGGGACACUCCUCAUGGCUCUCUUGCUCACUGCUAUGGUGCAUCAUGAAAGUGCUCAUAUCAUAGAGGUCACCAGCAACCUGAUCAAUGAAACUCUCGCCAACCACCCUGAGUGGGCCAACUGGCUUCCAGAGGCUCGCGUUGUUCAGAAAGCUCUCAACUCUGCAGCCACAAACGUGUACCAGCAUGGGAGAGAGUGGAUAACUCAAAAGCUCCACAAGAUGCUUGGUGAGAAAGUGAACAACACAGCAGUGAUCGAGAAGCAGGUUCUGGAGCUGUGGGACCGACUUUACCACUCAUGGUUUGUUAAGAAUGUAACAUCCAGCGGACGCCACCGUGGCCACAAGCAACACCUGCAGAGGCAGAACAGCUGGCUGGGAGACAUACUGGACUGGCAGGAUAUCGUCUCCUUCUUGCAAGACAACAUUGAAACACUGCUGUCGAUUGUGGAGUCUCUAUGGAUUGUGAUGAGCCGGAAUGUUGGUUUGCUGAUCUCCACAACAACCACACUGCUCACUGUACUGUUCCACAGCGGCACAGCACUGCUCAACUUUGUCCUCUCGCUGGUGAUUUUUCUGACCACACUGUUCUACUUACUGAGCUCCAGUGGCGAGUACUACAAGCCUGUUAAAUGGGUGAUCAGUCUUACACCCCUGUCCCAGCCUGGACCUUCAUCUAACAUCAUCGGCCAGUCUGUGGAGGAGGCCAUCAGAGGUGUGUUUGAUGCAUCUCUAAAGAUGGCAGGAUUUUACGGCCUCUACACCUGGCUCACACACACCAUCUUUGGCAUCAACAUUGUCUUCAUCCCUUCAGCACUGGCAGCCAUUCUUGGUGCUGUGCCAUUUUUGGGUACGUACUGGGCAGCGCUGCCUGCUGUGCUCGAUCUGUGGCUGGCACAAGGUGAAGGUGUUAAAGCCCUGCUCCUGCUCCUCGCACACCUGCUGCCGACCUACUUCGUCGAUACGGCCAUUUACUCAGACAUAUCAGGUGGGGGUCAUCCUUAUCUGACAGGCCUAGCUGUGGCUGGUGGGGCGUACUAUUUGGGUUUAGAAGGAGCCAUCAUAGGCCCGAUCCUGCUUUGCAUUCUGGUGGUAGCGUCCAACAUCUACAGCGCCAUGCUGAUGAGCCCGAGCAGCAGCCAACCUACACCAGUACAGGGCAACUUCCCUCAACACCUGGGCAGGCCGUUCCUGGACUCCCCUCUGCUGCUGAAAAGACUGACCGAGUGAAGCAAACCCCAGCUGCUUGCUUUCCCGGUCGCUUUGCUGUUACUCGGCCCUCGCUCCUCUGACGAGCCCGAGCCUGGAACCUCUUCCAAAAGAGCACAGAAGUCUCGGCCACUGAAACUCUACCUGGAGGGCUGAUGAGCUCAGGAUCAGUGUUGUAAAAUGUAAAACUGUCACGACAACACAUAAUGCUAAGCUUCCAGAGCCUGGGUUCAAUGAGUGCGAUAUUAUUUACUCUGCUAACACCUGAGCACAAAAGUUCAGUUCCCAGGAUGUGGCUCAUCUAGCUAGCAUAGCAGCUACAAACUCAACUCGCACUCUGAUUGAUAGACUAAUUGUUUGCACACAGCGCUUGACUGUAAAACUCAGUCACGACUGCUAUGUUUUCACUGUUGUUGAUGUUAUUACAGUUUGUCAUUUGAGUUUUGUUUGUUAAUGAAAUAUUUAUAUGAUAUGUGACAUUUACCCUGCUGUGUACAGCACUGCCGCGUGUGUGUGUGGAAUUGCUACUUUCUGAUUAGUGCACUUUCAGUUUUUAAGGCUUAUCAUAACUUCAUAAGCACUACUCAUGUACACACUUGCGUGUAAGGCAACAUUUUUAUAUCUUCCUGGGGACCCCACAGUAAUAGGAAUAUUUGGCUAUUUUAACCUUGUGGGGACAAUUUUCUGAGCCCCACAAGGAAAGUUGGUUUUAUUUUUUCUAAAGCAUGUAUUUAAAAGAGCUAAACUGUUUACUAAGGUUAAGGUUUGUGUUACAUUUAGGCAUAGCAUUGCCUUAAUUAUCUGCAUUAAUAAUCAUCAACGGAAGGUCCUUAUAAGCAGGUAUAAUAAGAAAAUGUGAGCGAGCUGGCGAGCAAGUACACACACACACUUGCCUUAUCCUCCCUGAUUCAUUCGUCUGACUACACUCUACACCAAAAUGAUGACUUUGUCACCGAGUCCAUAAUCUUCGGUUCUUGUCUGAUUUUUUUUUUGUCCCAUACAUCAUUGUGCAUUUUUACCGAAUCAUUGCUUGAACUCGUUUUGAUUGACACGCGUGCUUUUUGAUGCACUGCUUAAUAUUAGCAAAGCCGCUGCUCCUGGCUAUCAGCAGCACCGUCAUUACUCACAGGUGACGUUUGCUGAUGGUUUAGCAAGUAGACGAGUGGAAGGAAAAGGUAAUGGAAGAACUGCAGGACUUUUUGAAGAAUGUGAAGGGAAACUGUGGACACGAAGACCAAAGACGGAUUACACUUGCUCAUGCACACAUACUGUAGGCAGAAUUUUAAAGCGUAAACGACUCGAUAUGUAGCACGGAUGGAUAAGCCACUCAUGUUAGUCUCUUCUAAUUGAUCUUAUAGUAAUAUAUUUUGCUCACUCAGGAGGUGAUGUGCUUUGGUGACAAAUUGUGAACCAAAUAAAAGCUUUAGUAGUUUGUAUUUUGUACAAACUACAAGUUCGUCAUUGAGGAUUCAUUGAACAGAACUGCCUGGAUUGUGCUUCUUAGGUAUUCCUUUUGGAAUAGUGUCUAAAUAUUAAUAUAUAUAUAUAUUUUUUACGUCAUUAUUAAAACUGUUGAAAGAAAAAAAAAAAACCACACUGUCUUGCUUCCUGAUCACUCCAAACUUGGGAUAAUUUUUUUUUAAAUCUAUGACUAUAUUUAAUGAAAUCCACCCUUGAGAAUUUGACCUUUACUCUCUGUGAAGGUCACAUGACCACAACCCACCCCACCAUCAGAGUGCUGUCACUCCAAUGAGUAGAAGAUUGAAAUCGAUUGUUUCAGCCUUGCACAAUUACAAUGACCAGAGCUAUUGACUUGCCUUUUUAUCUUUCUUGAGAUCUAUCUCUAUUCUUCCUUCAUGGCCAGGUUCUCUCCGAGUGAGUGUGAGCGGGUGUGUGUUUUGUCUGAUUGCCUGGCUCUUUCGACCUGAUGGCUUCAUCAGAGUGCUCGCUCAUCUGUUAAAUGAAAUAAAAACAAUGUGAGCUCCCUUA